Molecule: messenger RNA, 537 nt
Organism: Drosophila erecta
Lineage: Eukaryota; Metazoa; Arthropoda; Insecta; Diptera; Drosophilidae
Exons: 2
Coding region: 1-537 (178 amino acids)
Source: RefSeq, a predicted model, not a curated record
AUGGGAAGUUUAUUUUGCCUUUACUGUUUCUUACUUUUAAGUUGCGUGUGCUCCGAGCGGCGAAACUUUCGCAUAGUUAUUGAUCACAUAACCACUAAGAUUUUCGAUAAUAAGACCAUCGAAAAAUUGAGUUGCCAAGUCGAACAAAGCAGUAAUCGCAGUUAUGUAAAUUGUGAUUUGCUACUAAAUUGUGAAGUCGUCAAAUUGGAUGCUCGAAACGUAGUGAGUUUCCUUAAGCCAAAUGGGCAAGAAAUGAAGUUAUACGAAGGUCGAUCUGAUGCCUGCAUCCUAAUCGGAAGUUUUCAAAGGAAUCGUUUAGUGAACAUAUUUUCAAAAAACUUUAAAAGGUAUUCUAACUUGCAGUGCCCCCUCAAGGCGAAUUUCAACUAUACCGUGAAAAAUCUUUAUGUGGACGAGCAAGAUUUGCCCACAUUCGUGCCGUCUGGAGGGUUCCGAUCCAUAAUUGAAUUUUAUCUUAAUAAAACUUUCAUGUCAACACGAGUUAUAACCCAAGGAAGUGUUAUACCUAGACUCUAA